GGACGCCGCGGUGCCGUAAAGCGUCUGGAGGCGGCGCACUGAGAUGGCGACGAUUGGGCUCGGGGCCGGCGGAGGGGGAGCAGUUGGGGAGCGCGGGUCUCGCGUCUGAGCGUUGGCCGGGAACGGCGGCAAAAGGGACCGUUGUCCCUGUGGUGCCGCUGUGCUGGGACCCCCCCAGGCCUUAACCCUUCCUCUGCCUGCAGACCUCCGCCACUGCUUGCAGGACAACGUGGUCCCCGCGGCGGGGCCGCUCCAGCUCCUGCUCUCUCCCUCUCUUGCCCUCAGGGGAAGCACACGCAGGGGAAGGAGAUGUCGGAUAAAGGGAGCAGCAUGGAUGGAAAGACGGACAUCGCCAAUGGCAGCCUGUCCAGCAGCCCGGAGGAGAUGUCGGCCGAGGAGGGCAGAGAAAUUUCCUCCGGCAUCGAGGUGGAGGCGUCCGACCUCAGCCUGAGCCUCACGGGAGACGACGUGGGGCCCAACCGCACCAGCACCGAGAGCCGCGACACCGACACCGAGAGCUCAGGGGAGGAGAAGGACUCUGACAGCAUGGACGACACGGGGCACUACUCCAUCAACGAGGAGACGCGCACCCUCGACUGCUCACACUCGGAGGAGGAGGAGGAAGAGGACGAGGAGGAGGAGCAGCAGCGAUCCCACCGCCGCGCCCAGCGCAAACGUGCCAACCACGACCGAGACUCCUCGGACGACGAGCAGGCGCUGGAGGACUGGGUGUCCUCGGAGACCACGGCGCUGCCGCAGCCCCGCUGGCGGGCGAUCCGUGCGCUGCGGGACAGGGAGCUGGGCUGCAGCCCCCGCUUCGUCUACGAGGCCUGCGGGGCCCGGCUCUUCGUGCAGCGCUUCCGCCUGCAGCACGGCCUGGAGGGCCACACGGGCUGCGUCAACACGCUGCACUUCAACCAGCGCGGCACGUGGCUGGCCAGCGGCAGCGACGACCUCAAAGUGGUGGUGUGGGACUGGGUGCGGAGGCGGCCGGUGCUGGAGUUCGAGAGCGGCCACAAGAGCAACGUCUUCCAGGCCAAGUUCCUCCCCAACAGCGGUGACUCCACGCUGGCCAUGUGUGCUCGGGACGGGCAGGUGCGGGUGGCUGAGCUCUCGGCCACGCAGUGCUGCAGGAGCACCAAGCGCGUGGCACAGCACAAAGGAGCUUCGCACAAGCUGGCCCUAGAACCGGAUUCUCCAUGCACUUUCCUAUCAGCAGGUGAAGAUGCUGUAGUCUUCACCAUUGACCUGCGACAAGACCGACCUGCCUCGAAACUGGUGGUGACGAAGGAAAAGGAGAAGAAGGUGGGGCUGUACACCAUCUUCGUGAACCCAGCCAACACCUUCCAGUUUGCUGUGGGAGGCAGAGAUCAGUUUGUGAGGAUCUAUGACCAGCGGAAGAUCGACGAGAAUGAGAACAACGGCGUGUUGAAGAAGUUCUGCCCCCACCACCUGGUAAACAGCGAGUCCAAAGCAAACAUCACCUGCCUGGUGUACAGCCACGACGGCUCCGAGCUGCUGGCCAGUUACAACGAUGAGGACAUCUACCUGUUCAACUCCUCGCACAGCGACGGCGCCGAGUACAUCAAGAGAUACAAAGGGCACCGCAACAACGCCACCGUGAAAGGCGUCAACUUUUAUGGCCCCAAAAGUGAAUUUGUGGUGAGCGGCAGCGACUGCGGCCACAUCUUCCUGUGGGAGAAAUCCUCCUGCCAGAUCGUGCAGUUCAUGGAGGGCGAUAAGGGCGGCGUGGUGAACUGCCUGGAGCCACACCCCCACCUCCCGGUGUUGGCCACCAGCGGCCUGGACCACGACGUGAAGAUCUGGGCGCCCACAGCAGUGACCCCCACCGAGCUGACCGGCCUCAAAGAGGUGAUCAAGAAGAACAAGAUGGAGCGUGACGAGGACAGCCUGCACCACACCGACAUGUUCGACAGCCACAUGCUCUGGUUCCUCAUGCACCACCUGCGACAGAGGCGUCACCACCGGCAGCGCCGACGGGAGCCGGGUGCGCCGGACGCCGACUCGGAUGAAUCCCCCAGUUCAUCUGACAGCUCCGAUGAGGAGGAGGAGGGUCCGGACCGGGUGCAGUGUAUGCCCUCCUGAGCCCCCCCGCACCGCCUGCCCCCCCCCCCCCAAUUCCUCAGACCCCGGGGUGUGUGUGUGUGGGGGGGGGGUGCUCCAGUCUGCUCCCCUUUCUCUACUAACAACACUUUGAGCUUUUUAUUGACAUGUUAAGGACCCCCCCCCAGCUUUUCCUUCCUCAUCCUCGCAGCCCUACGGGUGGGGGCAGGGCUGUAACAUGGGGGGGGGAUGAUGCACUGUGCCCCCCCCGCACCCACAUGGUGAUGAGAGGGAGGUGGUUCUCAGUGUCCCCCCCACCCCAAAUCCCUGCAGUUUCACCAUCCCCAUUUCAUUGGGGGGGUUCAGGCUGCUGCCCCUGCUGUUCUUCAGGGCUUC
Coturnix japonica (Japanese quail) is the source of this 2460-nucleotide messenger RNA. RefSeq names its product DDB1 and CUL4 associated factor 8 (gene DCAF8). Gene Ontology annotation, cellular component: cytoplasm; Cul4-RING E3 ubiquitin ligase complex. Lineage: Eukaryota; Metazoa; Chordata; Aves; Galliformes; Phasianidae. The record is from RefSeq and is a predicted model, not a curated record. Gene Ontology annotation, molecular function: protein binding.